AAAAGAAAUAAUUCGAGUAGUUGCUAGUUAGUAACUUUACGCAAUCAUGAAGGUCUUUUUUUUUAUUUUGUCCCUGACAUCUUUGGGAUUAGCAGAUGAGGAGAUCAACUCUCGGUACUUUCCUGAAGGCUUCAAGUUUGGAGUAGCUAAUGCUGCCCCCCAGAUCGAAGGAGGCUGGAUAGAAGACGGUAAAACUGAAAGUAUCUGGGACCAUUUCGCCCACACCCACCCAGAGAUGAUCAUUGAUGGUUCUACGCCAGAUAUAGCUAGCGAUUCCUACCACAAAUACAAGGAGGACGUGGCUCUGGUAAAAGCCAUGGGACUGGACCACUACCGACUGUCAAUUGCCUGGUCUAGAAUCUUGCCCACGGGAUACACUGAUAAAGUAAACCAGGCUGGCGUGCAAUAUUACAAGAACUUGUUCGCUGAACUGAAAGCUGCCAACGUGGAACCUAUGGUGACACUUUAUCACUGGGAUCUUCCUCAAGUCUUGGAGGACCAGCUCGGAGGUUGGUUGAACGAAACUGUGGCGGAUCUCUUCGCAGAGUACGCGAGAUUGUGCUUCGAACUCUUUAAAGAUGACGUGAAGAUGUGGAUUACCAUUAAUGAAUCAAAACAGGUCUGUCAGGUAGGAUAUGGUAUGGGAGCUUAUGCUCCGGGUGUCGUUUCUAAUGGGAUUGGAGAGUACAUCUGCACGAAGAAUGUGAUUUUAGCUCACGCCAAGGCUUAUCACAUUUACGAUGAAGAAUUUAGGGCUACUAAUAAAGGAACGAUUACUAUAGUCAUUGAUACGACAUGGUUCGAACCCGGAAGUGACAGUGAAGAAGACCAAGAAGCAGCAGAAAGAAUGCUACAGUUCACUUUUGGCCUCUACGCCAACCCGAUUUUCAUGGGCAACUGGCCUCAAGUGGUGAUAGACAGAAUCGCAGAACGCAGUGAAUUGGAAGGAUUCUCCUCCUCUCGCUUACCCGCCUUCACCGACGAGGAAAUUGUUUACAUCAAAGGUACCUAUGAUUACUUGGCCUUAAACCAUUAUUCGACCCUAAUGGUCAACGCCACCGCAGAUGCACCCAUCGGAGAUCCAAGUUACGACAAUGACAUAAGCGUCUUGACUUGGAGACAACCGGAAUGGCCAAGCGGUUCUGCUGAUUGGUUUGCCGUUGUUCCAUGGGGUAUGAGACGUCUUCUCGUGUGGCUGAAGAAGACCUAUGGUGAUGUGGAAAUUAUUAUUACAGAAAAUGGUCUCUCUGAUAACACCGGAAUAAUGGAAGAUGACCAUAGAGUGUCAUAUUAUCAGGGAUAUUUGAGCGCUUGCUUGGACGCCAUAUAUGAAGACGAAGUCAAUUUGUCAGCCUACACAGCUUGGAGUAUUAUCGAUGAUUGGGAGUGGACCCUUGGAUACACUUCAUUUUUGGGCAUGUACUACGUCAACUUCACCGAUCCGGAAAGAACCAGGAUUCCAAGGAAGUCUGCUAGUUGGUUCACAAACAUGGUUGCCACUCGUUGUCUGGUAGACACUUGUACAGAAUAAAGACUCGUUUAUUACUGUAAUGCAUAUUUGUCAUUAAAAAUUUUCAAGUGGUUUAAA
This is a messenger RNA of Anoplophora glabripennis (Asian longhorned beetle), 1588 nucleotides long. Its product is annotated as myrosinase 1. The transcript has 7 exons. Gene Ontology annotation, biological process: carbohydrate metabolic process. The coding region runs from base 47 to 1531 and encodes 494 amino acids. The record is from RefSeq and is a predicted model, not a curated record. Gene Ontology annotation, molecular function: beta-glucosidase activity. NCBI's taxonomy places the organism in Eukaryota, Metazoa, Arthropoda, Insecta, Coleoptera, Cerambycidae.